GCCGGAGAUGAACCCAGCCAAAAACCCACGCCCCCACUCGAGAAAUUGGUAAGAGAACUUGAUGAUUUUGUUCUCUUCUUGUUCAAGAACAAGUUUAGGACUUAGAAAUCUUCUCCCUUGUAGAAAAUUUUCCAAAUCUACUGUCUUAUUCCUUCUCUGCCGCCGGCUGCUCCUGCUUUGUGGGGGCGAAUUGCUCUGAUUUUUCGGUUCUCCAAUUUUGGGAAUAGAUCCCGAAUUUCUCCUUGAAUUACCGUCAGCCUUCCCACCGCCAGCCCCAAUUUCUUUGCUUGCUAAAUUUUCUGGUAUGUGGCCACUCCUUUAUGUCCAAAUUUCAUCUAAUUAGUGGUUGCCUUGCUGAAUUUGGUCCUUGUGUGGCUACCCUGUAUUGCCCGAAUGCUGCCAAGAAAAAAAAAUGGAAAAUUUCGGCAGCUUUAAGUUGUGUUUUUGGUUAAUUCAUGUGGAAUUUGCUUGUUUGGUUGCUGUGGUGUUAAUUGUGGGAAAAUCCUAUGAAAUUCCCGUGAAUUAGCUAUUUUUGGUCUAAGCCGGUUCCUCCAUUUUGUCUAUGGGAUUUGGAAAGUAAAUAUAAAUGCACCACAUGAUUUUUAGAGCUCAAAUUUCGGAUAGGAAGUAAAAAUAAAAUAAAGUACAUAAAUAAAUAAAAUAAAUAUUGCAUUAUGGGGGUUAAUUGCCGGCAAUAUUGAAAAGGAUUAAAUAGGUAGUUUUCAUAUGGUUAUUAAUUCUGGAAUAUUUUGGCUAGGUUCCUGAUUAUUCUAUCACCCUAGCUCCUGGAGUGAGUUUUCUGCUUAUUGCGACUGAGGUAAGUAAAUUUAUGGUAAUGCCCGUACAGUUUUUAAAAGCAUGUUUUGACUUGUUUUUGAAAUGGUGGUGGGACUUAACUCGUUUAUUACAAAAAUAAGUAUGAUUGAUUUGAACUGAAAAUUUUAUAAUUUUUAUGGAUUUGAGCAUGAUUUUCUGUUAACUUCUGCCUGUUUUGUCUCCGAUGUGGUUAUGUUAUUGAUGACCUUGCUAGUGGGGGUUAAACACCAACAAUAGUGUAGCCUGCCAGUGGGAGGUUUAAACACUGGCCAUGACCUGUAGAGGAGACGUCUAUUUCGUUCCCGUACUAUAUCCGUUUUUCAUGAUUGCACUUGUUGGCAUGCUAUAAAUUUAAUAAGGGCACUCCAUAUUUUACUUACUGAGUUUAUCUCAUAAUCUUUCCUUGUCCACAUUUCAGGUAGUGAGACCUGACGCAUGGGGAGCCCGGGGGAGUGACUAGCUAGACGGCUAGGCAUCAUUUUGGACUUAGGUUUUUGUAGUUAGGCCGUUAGUCACCCAUGCUUGACAUAGAAAUUUUUGUGUACAGAACUUAGUUUUAGUCAUGAUUGUAUAUAUGAAGUUAAUAAUUUUGUACAUCUGACUAGUAAAUAUUUGGUAAAUAA
This is a messenger RNA of Rubroshorea leprosula, 1439 nucleotides long. The record is from the annotation of a GenBank genome assembly. NCBI's taxonomy places the organism in Eukaryota, Viridiplantae, Streptophyta, Magnoliopsida, Malvales, Dipterocarpaceae.